CAAAGUCCGAAACUCUCUGAAAUAACCCUCACAAGUUUCAUAUUUGCAGAAGAAGGACAGACAAUAAAAGGGUGGGGCAAAAAAAAUAAAAUGGAAGGCCACGCUCUUCUCAGAGGAAGAAGAAGAGGAGAAGGAUACAAGUACAGCCAUGGGUUCUCAAGGUCACAGAUGGCAUCAAUGGCUGCCAUAUGUGAAGCCCUCGUCCCCUCUCUCCCUGUGGAAGCCGUCCACGUCAGCGCCGGCAAGGGGGACCCACCAAGCAAGACCCUACAAGCCUUCUACCUCGCCUCCGCCUCUCAAGCCCCCAUCCCCGAUGAGGUUGCAGAGCUCAUAGUAGAAAGAGGAUUGAAGGAGGGUAUUUUCUUGGUGAGGUUGAUUCUAUGGUUGCUCGCGACAAGGCUAGGGACCCUCCUCCUGUGUGGGUCCCUCAGCCUCAGAAGAGGGUUCCCAUUCAUCUACAACUUCUCAGGGAUGACGCUGGAGAAGAGAGAAGAGGCUCUCAAGAGAUGGAGCAGGGAAAAGUCUUUUGUAUUCUUAAGGCUGGCAUUUGCCAUGCUCAAGAUCUUCUGCUACUUUGUCUUCUACUCGACGAUUAAUGAAAACUCAGAAAACCCAACAUGGAAUGCAAUUGGAUAUAAAUUACCAACUCGAGAAAAACCUUUUAAGCCAGAAACAGAGAGGCCUCUUGAAAAGGGCAUUAUAGAAGCAACUGAUCAAACCACCAACUCAUCCCUUUUCAAAUCACUAACACAAAAAGGCCUAAAGGUGAUUGAAGAUAGCAUGCAAAAGGACGUUUACACCAUCCAAUGUGAUGCUGUAAUUAUCGGUUCAGGCUGUGGCGGUGGAGUUGCUGCUUCUGUGCUCGCAAACUCAGGCCACAAAGUCAUCGUUCUAGAGAAAGGCAGUUACUUUACUUCAAAAGAUUAUACCUCUAUAGAAGGCUCGUCUAUGGACCAAAUGUAUGAAUCUGGAGGAAUUCUUAGUACUCUCGAUGGUAAGUUAAUGCUUUUGGCUGGAUCAACAGUCGGAGGAGGCUCAGCUGUAAACUGGUCAGCUUGCAUAAAGACACCAGAUAAUGUUCUCAAAGAGUGGGCAGAAGUAAAAAAUCUAAAUCUUUUCAAGAAUCAAGAGUACAUAUUGGCGAUGAACAAAGUAUGUGAAAGAAUUGGAGUUACUGAAACCUGCACAGAGGAAGGAUUGCAGAACCAAGUUCUUCGAAAAGGGUGUAAAAAACUUGGUCUUGAUGUUGAUUUCGUACCGAGAAAUUGCUCAGAGUCUCACUACUGUGGGAGUUGUUGUUAUGGAUGUCCAACUGGAGAUAAGAAAGGAACCGAUACUACUUGGUUGGUCGAUGCAGUUAACUCUGGCGCAGUUAUUUUGACAGGAUGCAAAGCAGAGAAAUUCGUGUUCAAAGAGAACAAUGCUGGCAAGAAACCCAACAAGUGCGUCGGAGUACUAGCGAAAGUUCUGAGCAAUAACGUGACAAAGAAAAUACAGAUUAAAUCUAAGGUGGCCAUUUCGGCUUGUGGGGCCCUGUUGACCCCCCCUCUGAUGAUCGCCAGCGGGCUAACGAACCCCAACAUAGGAAAAAACCUACAUCUUCACCCUUGUGCCUUAGCCUGGGGAUACUUCCCAGAAUCAGUACCAGAACUCAAGGGCAAGAAGUACGAGGGAGGCAUCAUCACCUCCCUCCACAAAAUCAAGAGCUCAAAUUCAACCACUCAAGCAAUCAUCGAAGCGGCAAGCACCGGCCCCGCCUCAUUCGCAUCACUAAUCCCCUGGGUAUCUGGAAAAGACAUGAAAGAACGAAUGCUCAAAUACAGUCGAACCGCGCACCUCUUCGCGCUCGUCAGAGACCAGGGAUCAGGCACGGUGCGAGGCGAAGGGAGAGUGAGGUACAGAAUGGACGGAUCGGACAAGGAACGCCUGCGCGAGGGGCUGAGGCGGGCGCUGAGGGACGAUGUUUGUUCGGCGCAUCAGAUGGGGAGUUGUAGGAUGGGGGUGAGCGAGGAGGAGGGUGGGGUUGACGAGAGGGGGGAGAGUUGGGAGGCUGAGGGGUUGUUUGUGUGUGAUGGGAGCGUGCUUCCUACUGCAGUUGGAGUGAAUCCUAUGAUCACCAUCCAGUCUGUUGCUUACUGCAUCUCCAAAGGGAUUGUGGGGUCGUUGGAGGGGGAGUAGGGGAUCAGAGGUUUAAGUUUUCAGACCGCUACAAUAAUAUUGGAUGCUUAUUUGGCCUGAGAUGGCGAAGAACUACGCGGGGGUUCAAAUCUGCAAAUCUCCAAAUUUGGAAUGUUUUUUUAGCGCGUCGAUGCUGGAUGCAGUAAAAUCUUCAGAUUGACCGAUCGGAGUUUCUGAGUCUAGUUUUUAGUUCUUUUUAAUUGAAACACGUUAUGCGUGAGAGCGUGAGGUUUGCAUGUGAAAUAGGGAUAACUAACGGUACGCAAAAUAAAUGCCAAUCUAUAAUUUUAGUUGUGUUGAUCUCCCUAUUUAGUAACUUUAUAAGAGCUUUAUAAGGGUUCGCUAUUUUCUGCUAAA
Messenger RNA from Asparagus officinalis (garden asparagus), 2535 nucleotides. Its product is annotated as long-chain-alcohol oxidase FAO1-like. The record is from RefSeq and is a predicted model, not a curated record. Lineage: Eukaryota; Viridiplantae; Streptophyta; Magnoliopsida; Asparagales; Asparagaceae. Gene Ontology annotation, molecular function: flavin adenine dinucleotide binding; long-chain-alcohol oxidase activity.